AUGGCUCAGACAAAGACUGUGGGCGCCGAAGCGGUGCCAACCGUCAGCCACCAUAAUGACAACAACCCUGGUGAGGCCAUCACGGCCAUGCAGAACGAGCGCCAGAUGAGCGUGAGGGACUCGUUUCGCUUCUGGCCAAAAGCGAUUCUCUUUUCCUUCAUCAUCUCUCUAGCCAUUAUCAUGGAGGGCUAUGAUACCAACCUCAUGAGUAAUUUUUACGCCUUUCCGGCUUUUAUGAAGCGGUACGGCGACCAAGUCGAUGCCAAUGGCGACCCUCUAGUCUCGGCUCGCUGGCAAACCAUCAUCAACAACGGCACCCAGGCGGGCUCAAUCCUUGGUCUCAUCCUCAAUGGCAUCAUCACCGAGUGGAUUGGCUACAAGAAAACCAUGAUUGUCGCCAUGGUCGCCAUGAUCGGGGCCGUGUUCAUCCCCUUCUUCGCCAACGGUCUCCCAAUGUUCUUGGCCGGAGCCUUGAUUCAGGGCAUCCCCUGGGGUAUCUUCCAAACCCUCGCCGUCACCUACGCGGCUGAUAUCUGCCCCAUGUCACUCAGAGGAUACAUGACGUCUUGGGUAAACAUGUGCUGGGUCAUCGGCCAGCUGAUCAGCAGUGGCAUGCUUCGAGGGCUUUUGCAAAUCGACAAUCAAUGGGGAUACCGCAUUCCAUUUGCGAUCCAAUGGGUCUGGCCCGUACCCAUCAUCAUCGGCACGCUCUUCGCCCCCGAAAGUCCAUGGUGGCUUGUCCGCCAAAACCGCCUCGAGGACGCGCGCGAAGCAGUCCGCAAGCUUACCUCUCCAAAGAGUGACAUUGACUUUGACCUCGACGCCCACAUCGAGAUGAUGCGUGUGACGAACCAGUUUGAGAUCGAGGUCAGUUCGGGCGCUCACUACUGGGACUGCUUCCGCGGUGUCGACCUUCGCCGCACCGAAAUUGCGUGCAUGGUAUGGCUGACGCAGUCUUUCUGCGGCGUGCCGUUCAUGGGCUACGGCACGCAGUUCAUGAUCAACGCCGGCCUCAGUUCUGAGAAUGGGUUCACGAUGAGUUUGGUCCAGAACUGCAUCGGCCUCAUUGGUUGUAUCAUUGCCUGGUACAUCAUGACUCACAUCGGCCGUCGCACUCUGUACCUGGCUGGUCUAUCGGCCAUGUUUGUGAUUCUUGUCGUCAUCGGUGGCAUCGGUAUUCCGCAGGACGCUGCUGGGUUACCAGCGCGGUCAUGGGCCGUGGGAGCCCUCAUCAUCGUGAUGCUCUUCUCCUUCCAGCUCAGCGUCGGUCCCUCAUGCUAUACCUUGGUCGCGGAGAUGCCAUCUACCCGGCUUCGUGUCAAGACAGUCGCCCUUUCUCGCGCCUUUUACAAUUGCGGAGGCUUCAUCGUCAACGCGCUGCAGCCAAAGAUUGUGGGCAAGAAUGACUGGAACUGGGGAGCCAGAGGCGGCUUCUUCUGGGCCGGCAUCACUGUGCUUUUCCUUACGUGGACCUUUUUCCGUCUUCCGGAGCCCUUUGGUCUUACAUACUCGGAGAUUGACUUGCUCUUUGAGCACCAUGUUGGCGCUCGUCACUUUUCGCAAGAGGCGGCUGACUCUCUACGCCCGCAGCUGGAAGAGGUCGCCAACCGUCAUGAGAAACUGGCUGCUACGGUGAGCCAUCAGGAGGCAUAG
Molecule: messenger RNA, 1653 nt
Organism: Colletotrichum paranaense
Lineage: Eukaryota; Fungi; Ascomycota; Sordariomycetes; Glomerellales; Glomerellaceae
Product: sugar porter family MFS transporter
Exons: 5
Coding region: 1-1653 (550 amino acids)
Biological process (GO): transmembrane transport; carbohydrate transport
Cellular component (GO): membrane
Molecular function (GO): carbohydrate:proton symporter activity
Source: RefSeq, a predicted model, not a curated record